Phragmites australis (common reed) is the source of this 1695-nucleotide messenger RNA. RefSeq names its product probable WRKY transcription factor 4. Gene Ontology annotation, molecular function: DNA-binding transcription factor activity; sequence-specific DNA binding. The coding region runs from base 70 to 1545 and encodes 491 amino acids. Lineage: Eukaryota; Viridiplantae; Streptophyta; Magnoliopsida; Poales; Poaceae. Gene Ontology annotation, biological process: regulation of DNA-templated transcription. The transcript has 4 exons. The record is from RefSeq and is a predicted model, not a curated record.
UAUAUUCGAGCGUUUCCCCGAAAAGCUCCCCGCACGGCUGCUCUACUUCUCCCCUCUCCUCCUGCCCCCAUGGCGGCCCGUGAGGUCUCCGCUUCCGCCGCCGCAGGCGAGGGGGCGCGACGUCCGCAGUCGCGGCCCACGCUCUCACUGCCCCCGCGCUCCGCCGUCGAGUCCCUCUUCGCCGGCUCCUCCUCCUCGGCCGCUGGCGCCGAGACCAGCCCCGGCCCGCUCACCCUCGCCGCCACGCUCUUCCCUGACGCGGCCUCCCCGGCCUUCCACGGCUCUUUCACGCAGCUCCUCGUCGGCGCCAUAGGCUCCCCCGCCGCCGCCGGGGGCCCCUCGCCGCUCUCCCCGUUCGCCGUGCCUCCGGGGCUCAGCCCCGCCGCGCUCCUCGGCUCCCCCGGGCUCUUCUCCCCCACGGGGAGUUUUGAGAUGUCCCAUCAACAAGCAUUAGCACAAGUAACAGCACGAGCAGUACACUCUCCGUACAACAUGGUCAAUCAAACAGAUUACUCACUCCCUUUCUCAUCGAUGACAACACGAGCUUUGACGUCACAGCAUGUCAAUUCUUCUGCCAAUGUGACAUCAACACAGGAGAUACCAACUCAGCCAUCACAUACAGCUAAUAGCAACAUUGAAUCCAAUGAGGUUUCCCAAGGAUUCCAAGCUUCUGCACUCACUGUGGAUAAACCUGCUGAUGAUGGCUACAACUGGCGGAAGUAUGGCCAGAAGGCAGUUAAGGGUGGGGAGUAUCCAAGGAGUUACUACAAAUGUACCCAUGUGAGCUGUCCAGUUAAGAAAAAAGUGGAGCGCUCAGCAGAAGGACAUAUUACUCAGAUAAUUUAUAGAGGUCAGCAUAAUCAUCAGCGUCCAGCAAAAAGGAGGUCCAAAGAUGGUUGUGAUUUACUAAAUGAAGAGGAUGAUUUCCAUCAGAAUGAAGAUGCUUCAACUAGAUCAGAACCAGGCUCUGAAGAUCACUCUGGAAAAUGUGAGGCAUCAAAUGGCAUCGCAGGACCUUCAAUGUCUAAGAGGGGAGAGGGAGGUGAGGAAUUGUCGGGAUCUAGCGAUAGCGAGGAGGAGGGGGAUGAUGAAGUAAAGGCUGGCAAUGGAGACGCUAGUCAUGCAAAUACAAACAAAAGACAUGUGCCAACUCCAGCUCAAAGGAUCAUCGUGCAAACAACUAGUGAGGUUGAUCUUCUGGAUGAUGGCUUCCGGUGGCGCAAGUAUGGACAGAAAGUGGUCAAAGGGAAUCCCCACCCAAGGAGUUACUACAAAUGUACAUACCAAGGAUGUGACGUGAAGAAGCAUAUCGAAAGAUGUUCGCAGGACCCAAAGGCCGUCAUAACUACAUAUGAAGGGAAGCACAACCAUGACGUGCCAGCGGCCAGGAACAGCAGCCAUGCUGCUGCUAAUGUCAAUGCGUCAUCUUCCAACAGCGUACCACACAGGGGACAUGAUUCAGCAUCCAGUAGUCGUAGAGCAGACUUACAAAAUGCGUCAUCAGCUUCUUCCAUGCUACUAAAAGAAGAAAAUGAAAUAACAUAAACUCUUGAAGUGUCUAACCGCCUAAAUUAUUUUGUUCUCUUGUCCCAUUCCUGGGUUCGCUACUUUGCGCUCGGCGCUGGAGCAAAUGGGCAUAGUAAGUUCUGCCAUUGGUUUCGGUCAAGGGCAAAAUCCUUUGCUGUGCCCUUCAAA